AUGGUCGGAAAGAUAUGUUAUGCAUUUGCCCAGCGUGGCUCCUGUCGUUUCAAAGACUGUCGAUUCGAACAUGAUCGCCAAUAUGAUUCGCAGUCUCCACCUAACAGGGCGAGGCGACAAGAUCCCAGGCCUGAUCAAUCUGGUGAGUUUGGUUCUUGGAAACGACAAGCCCCUGGCGGUUACAACAACCGUCCACUGGGAGCACAACUGGGCCCAUUCUUCAAAGAGGCUAGGAGACUCAUUGAGGUUGAUGAGAGCACAUUGCAAAAUGUGGUGCGGUGGCUUUCCAACGAAGGCGGCCUGAGACGGAUUCAGGAGCUGAUCCAACGGGACUUCUCCACUCUAUCAAAGUCUAUGAAGAGUACCACCUUCCAUGAGGAGAUGCUUCCAUUUUUGGAACUCGUCACCUUCUCCGAGGUCCUCUCAUCUUUGGUUCUGGAGCAAGCUGUUGUCACGAUCUACAACUGUAUAUUCGGGCCUGGCGGUCGCCGAGGAGAGCCAUUCUUGGGAUUUCUUGCCGAAGCCGUGGAAAUGGAAAUUGAGAAAAACACGAGUACUGCGUCCGGAUAUCUUGAGGUGUCUCUACUGGUCUUUUCCCAGGUUGUCGAGCUGAACUCGACUGCCUUCAUUCAAGAGCCCUUGAAACCAAUCGCACAGCGCUUUGCAGAUAUUCUCACCACACUUCAUGCCCUGGAUAGCGCAUGCUCUGUCCAUCAGUCAUACCAGUACUUGGAGCGCCUACAGCGCCGCCUUGAUAUUGGACUCUCUCUACCAAACUUGUCAGGAACUUUGAAGAAACUUGUACCGACCCAGAAGACUGCGGCCUUUAUAACUCAACGAGAUCCACCUGGUGGCCGCCACGAUAACGACCAUGCAGAUAUUUGCAAGAUAAGAAUCAUGCCAACCUUCGACGAGAUAUCCAGCUCGCGCUCAGAAUACCUUCCGCCCAAGGACCCCCGCCAAUGGCAUGUACCUGGACUUGCUGGGCUGCUGGAUAGGAAUUUUCGACUCCUCAGAGAAGAUACAAUUGGCCAGCUUCGAGAUGUCAUACACGCGGAACUCCAGCCAGGCAUCCGCCAAGAUGGCCGAAGAAACCAAACCAGAAUGCAUGUUUACAAGCAAGUCACCGUCCAUAGGGUGGCCGUGCAUCGGCAUUCGGGGAUGCAGUUUUUAGUUGGGUUUUCACAGCCGCCAAAUUUGCGAGGCAUGGAUAGUACAAAGCGAAGAGAAUGGUGGAAGCUUUCGAAACGGCUCCAAGAAAGUGCCCUCGUAUGUCUCAUAGAUCCCAGAGGGUUUGCGAUAUUUUGCACAGUGUCUACUGCCGAUCGACCCAAUGCAAAGGUGAAAUCAGAUCCCAACGGACAGAAGCUGUCUGGGUCUCUUUCAGAGAGCGGAAAUGUGGCGUCCAUUGUCCUGGAGCUCGUAGAGCCCACCGAAGACAAUUGGCAGUACAUCCUGGAUUGCCAGGCCUCAAGAAGAAGCCUCUCGGUUUCGCUUGUCGAGUUCCCUGGUAUUCUUUUGCCCUCCUUUCAACCUACUUUGCUCGCUCUCCAGAAGAUGCAGAAGGUUGCAGAUGUUUCUAUGUCAGAAUUCCUUGCACCUCAUGAUGUCAAUUCGCUGUCGCUGCUAGUCGAUGUACCUCCACCAGUUUAUGCCACCACUCCGGGGUUUAGCUUCGACUUGAAAUGCCUCAUGGAUGAUAAUACUAGCUUACAAGUGCGUCAUUCUCAGCCGGUAGAAAUAGAGAGGCUUAAGCAACACUCCACUCUUGAUAACGCACAGGCUGAGGCACUGGUCAGCACCCUCCAGCGGCGAAUUGGGUUGAUUCAAGGCCCACCAGGGACUGGAAAAAGCUACACAGGUGUGGCACUGAUCAAGGUUCUAUUGGCAAACAAAAAAAAGGUUUCCAAGGGGCUAGGACCCAUCAUAUGCGUCUGCUACACGAAUCAUGCACUCGAUCAAUUGCUGGAAGAUGUUUUGGACCACAACAUCACUUCUCAGAUCAUUCGCAUUGGCUCUCAGUCCAAGUCGGAGCGUUUACAGCCGCUCAAUCUUCGAAAGGUCGUUCAAGAUACAGAAAAGACACGAUCAGAGAGACAUGGUCAAUGGGAAUUGCACAAGAAAUUCGAUUCUCAGGGAGAAGAUUUUCAGAAGCUUCACCUCAAUGCGACCGGUUCAGAGAUAAGCCUCAAGUUUUAUCUUCAGAGAAACCAUCCUAAUCAUUACCGCCAGCUUUUCGAAAAAGACGAAGAGGGAUGGCAGGAACAAAGAGGAAGUGGGCAGAAUAAUGUGAUAAGGUCUUGGUUGAAUGGCGGCAAGUCACUGAAGGGUCAGCCCCGCGUGGUGGACGUACUCAGAGCUGUCCAUGUCAAUACAAUGACAGCCGAAGAACGUAAAAUUCUCUACGACUACUGGCUUGAGACCCAGAAAGUCAGUACGCAUUCCCAAGCCCAACUAGUGCUCGCUGAGCACCUGGAAACCAAGUCUUCUUGGGAUAGGAUACGCGACGAGUUGGAUCUUCGGUGUCUUCGGAGCGCAGAUAUCAUUGGCCUGACAACAACAGGCUUAGCUCGAAAUCUCAAUAUGCUGCGGAGAUUAAGAUCUAGGGUUCUCAUAUGCGAAGAAGCUGGAGAAGUUCUGGAAGCCCACUUGCUCACCUCACUGUUGCCAUCGGUUGAACACGUCAUACUCAUCGGUGAUCAUCAGCAGCUCCGUCCUCAAAUACAAAACUAUGGACUUUCUCGUGAGAGCAAUGAAGGAAAACAAUACUCAUUGGACCGCUCACUGUUUGAAAGGCUUGUAGAGCCCGAUGAGGAGGUCGGAGUUCAAAUUCCGUUCUGUACUCUGGAAACUCAAAGACGGAUGUCCCCGUCGAUAUCCCGCCUGGUUCGCGACACUUUGUAUCCACGGUUACAAGAUGCUCCAUCAGUUUCUGAAUAUCCAGAGGUUGCUGGGAUGCGAAAAAGGCUUUACUGGCUUGAUCAUCGCCAGCCAGAGGGCGGUGCCUCAAACCAAGACCCACUAGCGGCCUCUCGCUGGAAUGAUCAUGAAAUCGAUCUGACGGUUUCUUUGGUGAAUCACCUUCUCAGCCAGGGUGUCUACGAAAGUGGAGAAAUUGCUGUCCUCACACCUUAUCUGGGCCAACUUCAUCGAAUGCGCCGAAAACUCGCUGGGUCAUUCGUCGUCACUCUGGGGGAAAGAGACCAGGAGGACCUGGAUAAUGCGGGCUUCGAAGGAGACGAGACUCAACAGCAAAGAAUAGCGGUUUCGAAAUCAACGCUUCUUCACCCUCUCAGAGUUGCAACAGUUGACAACUUCCAAGGUGAGGAGGCAAAGGUUGUGGUGAUUUCUCUGGUCAGAAGCAACAGCCAAAACCGGUGUGGUUUUCUUCGUACGCCGAAUCGAAUUAACGUACUUCUAUCUCGUGCAAAGCACGGGAUGUACAUCAUUGGGAACUCUGAGACAUCCAGAGGUGUCGAAAUGUGGGGGAAGGUCCUCGAAAUUCUGGAAGAAGACGGGAACAUUGGCCCCCAUCUGGAACUGAGCUGCCCUCGUCAUCCUGAGACUCCUAUUGCCGUAACAGAGCCUGAGCACUUUGUGCAAUUCUCACCAGAAGGAGGCUGCAGUCUUCAGUUUGUAUCUGCAAUACUGUGUUACCAUGCGGGCAUAACUGCAAGCGUCAUUGCUCAGAGUGUGUCAGGCGCACACUCGACGGUUCAGAAGUCAAUCAUGCAUGUAUUCAAAGGUGUGGACGACCAUACUCCACAUGCUCCCAUGGCUGCAAUGCCGAAUGUCACGGAGAGAACCCUUGUCUUCCUUGUACUUCGCCUUGUGAUGUUCAAUGUGGGCAUUCCAGAUGUUCCCGGAAAUGUUCCGAGCCAUGUGCUCCUUGUGCAGUUUCUGAGUGCCUAUCUUCAUGUCCACACAGCUCUUGUACCAUGCCUUGUGCCGCGCCUUGCGAUCAUAUUCCGUGCUCACUUCGAUGUGAGAGACUUCUAUCCUGUGGUCACCAAUGCCCAUCCGUAUACCCCGGUGGACUUUAUCUUGGGUGAAUCGUACCGCGAGAUCAAUCUUGCGGAGAACCCUUGCAUCUUCCCUCAAUGCGGCCAUUUCUUGACUAUCGAAAGUAUGGAUGCCCAAAUGGAUCUCAAAAAGCAUUAUGUUAUGGAUGACAUGGAGAGACCAAUCUCCAUAUCCUCAUCCUCAGAGCCUUUUUCCAUCGAGGAUAUUCGAACGUGUGCUACAUGUCGAGGCUCAUUGCGAAACCUUUCGCGUUAUGGAAGGCUUGUGAGACGUUCCUUGCUUGACGAGGCGACAAAGAAGUUUAUCUUGUAUUUGAACCAACAAUAUGUGCCGCUCGCUCAAGAUCUACCUGCGGUACUGUCAGAGUUGCAGCUCAGUGAAGGGGCCAUGGCAACAGCCAUAAGAGUCUUUCAGGGGCGCACUAAAAUCGAACUACAGGGCCCCGCAAAUCACCAGGUGUCGCUGAUGAGUAACCUUGUCAAUAAAAAAGGCAGUGGCCGCUGGAAAGAGAUAUUGGCUCUCCGGUUUCAGAUAGCAGAGUACCAAGCAAAGGUGAAGACGGAGGAGCAACCGUUCAGCCAAGUACACAACAUGGUCGAAAACGCACGUCGCCGUAAGAAGACAUCCGGCAAAUUUGCCUUCGAUGAAAAUGUGCUUCAAACCAAAGGCCAAAUUCAGGCUACCGCACUGCAACUCCGUUUGGACACGGCGUUGCUCGGCGAUUUCCUUUCUAUGAAGAAACUCGUCCCUUUCGGUAUAGAUACGAGCGAUGUACAGGUCAACCUAAAAGAGAACAGAAAAGAGUGCCAGCGGCUCAUCAAAGAAGCAAUAGACUCCCAUCGAAUCUUGCAACAGGCAGAAGGCAACAUUUUCUUCGCUCAAUUGUGUGCACUCGAGCGACAAAAUGCGAAGGAGCUUACUCAAGCUGAGACUCUGUUUAAAGAGGGUAAUGCAGCUAUAGAAGAGGCUCAACGGCUGUGUGAUUUACAUCCUGGGCAGACACGCGGUCUAUCGGAGGAGAUCGAGGGUACUAAAUCUAUGCUUGGCGGAGCAACCUUCUACACCCCAGUGACCAACGCAGAACGUCUGGCAAUUGUGGCCGCCAUGGCGACGGAGUUUCGAGGAACGGGCCAUUGGUACUACUGUGAGAAUGGGCAUCCUUUUACAAUCGGAGAGUGUGGAGGUGCUAUGGAGUUAUCAAGAUGCCCUGAGUGUGGAUCGGCUGUGGGUGGUCAACACCACCGAACAACCAACGGGGUGACCCGUGCACAAGACUUGGAGGCAAGAUUGAGAGACUUGCAUAUUGACACUUGA
Molecule: messenger RNA, 5337 nt
Organism: Penicillium pulvis
Lineage: Eukaryota; Fungi; Ascomycota; Eurotiomycetes; Eurotiales; Aspergillaceae
Product: putative NF-X1 finger and helicase domain protein
Exons: 4
Coding region: 1-5337 (1778 amino acids)
Biological process (GO): regulatory ncRNA-mediated heterochromatin formation
Cellular component (GO): nuclear RNA-directed RNA polymerase complex
Molecular function (GO): metal ion binding; helicase activity
Source: RefSeq, a predicted model, not a curated record